Umbelopsis ramanniana AG is the source of this 685-nucleotide messenger RNA. RefSeq lists its product as uncharacterized. Bases 34 to 636 code for a protein of 200 amino acids. Lineage: Eukaryota; Fungi; Mucoromycota; Umbelopsidomycetes; Umbelopsidales; Umbelopsidaceae. The record is from RefSeq and is a predicted model, not a curated record. The transcript has 5 exons.
ACUUUUUUCUUUUGCAAACUAUCACAUUCAACCAUGGAGCAGCUACUUCAGUGGGCUAUCAACAACACCGAUCAAGAACAACUUCGAAAGGAUGCAGAAGCUAUCAAGAGAGGAGAGUUGAAGCCUGAUCCUUCCAAGUUUGAUCCCAAGGUCAUAGAGGCCAUUCUCGGCAAAGACGACGCAACUCGUAUGAAGGAGGCUGUUGAUUGUAUUUCGGAUCCUAAAGAUACUGUUGAAAACAAGGUCAUUGCUCUUGAUAAUUUGGAAAUGUUGAUUGAAGGUAUCGACAACGCAAUGAACCUCGAAAACAUGAAGUUGUGGCCAGCCAUCAUCGCUCAAUUGAACAAUGAAAACGCAGAGAUCAGAAAAGGUGUUGCCUGGGUUUGCGGUACCGCGGUUCAGAAUAACCCUAAAGCACAGCAGGCGCUCUUGGAUAACAAUGGCUUGGAGCCUCUAUUGAACCUUUUGAGCAACAGUGCUGAAGACAAGGAAGUCAGAGCCAAGGCUCAAUAUGCAGUUUCUGGGUUGAUCAAGCAUUUCCCAGAGGGACUCGCUCAAUUUCAAGAAAAAGGUGGUUUCGACGCUUUGGCUGACAUUGUUAGGAACUCCCAAGGUAAGCUAAAAGCAUGUUCGUAGUAUGCAUAUGAUAGCGUACGAAGAUACUCAUGGUACUGUUUCUAUUCGC